Amphiprion ocellaris (clown anemonefish) is the source of this 8489-nucleotide messenger RNA. RefSeq names its product leucine-rich repeat-containing protein 52-like. Gene Ontology annotation, cellular component: voltage-gated potassium channel complex. The transcript is spliced from 2 exons. Bases 399 to 1376 code for a protein of 325 amino acids. NCBI's taxonomy places the organism in Eukaryota, Metazoa, Chordata, Actinopteri, Pomacentridae. Gene Ontology annotation, molecular function: potassium channel activator activity; transmembrane transporter binding; voltage-gated potassium channel activity. The record is from RefSeq and is a predicted model, not a curated record.
CCCCACCCCACCCCUACCCGCCGCGCGCUUCAGUGCUCCCCCCCUCUUCAUUUGGAUUCAGUUUCAGCAAAGCGAGAGGAUGGCAAACAUGUAGUGGAACAACUGAUCAUCGCAGGCAUGAGAAGAUGCGCGAAUAGGCUGUCGUGAAAAUAAAUCAGUGAAAUCUGAACCGGCAUGAAGGCAUCCGGCUGUCAGGUCCAACUCAGCGGAUGCGCGCUGGAUCCAGAACCAACGCGCAGGAUGGACUGAGACAUUACGCGCAGGAGAUUGCCACGGGCAGGCGUUUCGGUUUGACCUCGGUGGGCAUCAUUUCCGGGACAACUUGAGGAUGUAUCAAUGAAGAAUGUGACUGCGUCUGACUCUGUCCAAACGGGGUUGAUGAAGCCCUCGGCGGUGUCAUGCGUCUUGCCCCGCAGCCAAGCGCGCAACCCUUGCGGCUCAUAGUUGUGCUCCUCCUCGCCACGGGGGUCGUCGCGUCCCCGGUGCUCUCCUCCGGCUGCCCGGACAGGUGCGUGUGCGAUGACCAGCUGGUGGUCCAGUGCGCCGGGCAGCACCUGACCACCUUCCCCGUCAACCUGCCUCUGGCCACCCGGCAGCUCAUCAUCUCCAACAACCGCAUCGUGGAGCUGCCGCCACUCGCGCUCAACUACCUCUCCGACCUGGUGUACCUGGACUGCAGCAACAACUCCCUCACCGAGAUCUCAGAGUCCACGUUUGGGAACCUUCGCAAGCUGGCCUACCUGGACCUCUCCUUCAACACUUUGACCCGGAUCGAGGACCGGACGUUCGGGCCCUUGGCGAGCCUGGUGAUGCUGAGGAUGACGGACAACCCGGGGCUCUCCGAGAUUCACCCGGACGCGUUUGCGGAGAACGCGGCCCUCCAGGUGCUGGAUGUGAGCAGGAACAACCUGACGGUGUUCAACAUCACCUCCCUGAUCGCGCUGCCCGCCCUGCGCUCCGUGGGGCUCAGUGGGAACCCGUGGAGCUGCGAGUGCGACAACGAGGACCUCUGCUUGUGGGUCCACCUGGAGGGCUUCAAGUUCCAAGAUGAGGGCCAGACAGUGUGUGGUUCACCCGCUGACAUGCAGGGCCGUCGUCUGGGCGAGGUGGGCAUCCAACUACGGACGUUGUGUCAUCAGACUCUGGGCUCCUGGGACUACCUUUUCUUUGUUGUCAUCGGCUUUGUCAUCUUUGCCGCCGGCACCGUGUCGGCCUGGGUGAUGGGUGUCAUCAUGGUGCUCUAUGAGCGCUACAUCAAGAAGAAAGACGAGCAGCUCGAUGUGGACGAGGAGGAGGAAGGUGGCGAAGUGAGCCGUCCCUCGAGGACCAGGAGCGGCCACGACAAUGGGAAUUUGAAAACCUCACAUACUGUUUAAAGGACCUAAUUCCACCCUGCCCGCCAUGGAUUCCCACAGUGCCUCCUGUCACCUUUACGACUGUCUGUGAAGUCCAAUGAAACUGUCAAACUGAGUCCGUCUAACAGGCUCAGCCCUGGAAGAGAAGGGAGGGGAUUCACCAGAGAUGAGGAAUGUCUCUUUACUCAUGUGUAGUGGGCUUCCAGGUGGUGUAACACACACUGUAGGGGCUGUAGUGGAGGUCCACAGUGCUUGUAUAAACCAUAUAUGCAAAUAUAUGAAUUUGUAUGUUGUUAAUUUCUGUGUCAGGUUUGAGUGAGAGAUGGUAAUGCCUGUGGAAAACCAACCCAAAUCUAUAAAACUGGUUGGUCAUCUUGGAGGCAGCCAGUCAUGUUCUUAAAUACCAUACUCCUUAAGCACUGAUAGUUUUGUUGAUUUUGGCCUGUGUUAAUUCAGAAAAUGGGUACAGGGCAGGCCACCUCAAAAAUGUUCUUAGUUUCAUAAAAACAUCCUGACUCAUUUUAAGCUAAAGCUAAAUUUUAAGCUAAAAAGUUAGCCACACAAGCUAACACACCCUUCAAAAAAUUUUACUUGUGAGCACAUGAUUAUAACAAGGGAGGUUGUGUACACCAGAUGCUUGGUGUCCAAGUGGAACAUCGACCACAAGUCAUGAAAAUGCUGCUGUUAGAUAUCAGCAACUUAGACGUUACUGUCAGUGUCUGCAAGCCACUAAGAACAUUUGGCAAGCUUGCAACAUAAUGCAGGAAAUGCAAAGGUACAAUAAGAUAAAACUGUUUUUAGACAUUAUAGAAACACAUAUACAAAUAAAUUAUAAUAUAUUGACAUUCACCAAAAAAACUCCAAAAAGCAAAAACACUGCCACCGUUAGCAAAGACGUCAUGACUCGUGAACUCUGAGCUUUCAGAAAAUUUCCACUUAAGACACUGAGACCACAAGGCAAGGGGACCUUUAUAUGGGUUUGAAAACAGAGUAAAUGCCAUUCGAGGGCCACCAUAUACCAAUGAUUCUAUUCUAACAACUGGUUAAACAGAAGGAAACAUGACUUCUAAUUUGUGGUUUGCUGGUGAUAUUGUGGUGCAAGCAACAAGAAAGGGAGUGGUUUCAUCGACUGUGGUUGAUUAAUUUUUUUCCAAAUCAGGCUUUUUUUUUUUUUUUUUUUUUUUUUAAACAAUUUUCACUUUAUGUAUUAUCCUGUCAAAUUCUUUGCAUCCAGCAGAUGCAGUCGGAUUAGUAUUGGACCACUGACUUAAAUAUGAAACUUGCAUAUGUGUGACUUGGAUGGCUUAAGAACUAGGAAUAGUGAGGGAAAAAUAACCAUGAAUGCAGUUAUUGGUGUCCCCUAACCGUUUUUAAAGGUAUCUCUAUGAUAAUGUUGGUCUGUAUGGAAUACAGUACUGUGAGUGACCACUGGGAAAAAUUAGCAGUAAGGCUGAAUGGUCAAUAGGUGGUUGGUCAGCCAUGUUUUUUUGUAUGACAAAAAGCUAAUUCAUAAUGAAUUCUAAACCAUAGUCAAUAUCUAUCUUUGUGAAAUUGGCCCACAAACUGAAAAAAACAUUUACCUUUUCCAGUCUUUAUACAAUGCUAAAGGAUGCUAAUAUAAGUAUAAACCACUGUAAUUAUUCAGAACCAUAAAUUAUUUUUGUCAAAUUCUUUUCAGAAAAUAUAAAAUCAAUUUUGCAAGACAAUACUUGCUGUCAUACCGGAGCAAAUUGGAUACACCCCAGUUAAUUGGAUCAGCUCCUAGACCUUUCUAGCAUGCUUAGCUUAGCACUGUGGCACUUCUCCGGAGGGAUCGCCAUAAUGGCACUAAGAAGAGUAGGAGAACUGUGUCACAACUUGACAGCCUCUAUGUAAAAUUAAUGUUUCGUUGUCGUCGUCCCCAAGAGAGGAUAAACUGCUUUUAUGCACAUGACAGGGUGUAUGGUGCAGCUGUGCGUGUGAUUAAGCUUUUGCACACAAGUCGCUCUGUGCAGUUGUGGUGUCUGGUUUUGCACUGAUCAUUUACCACUCUCUCUGGAAUUAUUAGCCCAGAAACAAACUGCAGUUGAGGUAUUUGUGUUGAGGUUCUACAGUAUUUGUGAAGCUGAGAGGGCCGACGUGUGCCAACUGCCGAGGUCUAUUUUGGCAGUGGGCCCCGCUGGAUCGCAAGUAAACAGGACAGUGUGAUAACUGAUUUCUGUUUCAUCCUCUCUUUGUUGGGUAACUGGUUUGAGUGCAGUGUUCUGUCUGUUUCUGCAUGCACUGUUGAUGCACCAAAAAGCCUUAUGUGGUGUGUGUAUGUUCGAGGGUGACAAAUUUAGUUAAUUAAAAAAGGAAAUCAAUUUCCUCUGCAUCAAACAAAAAAGGCUUUGAUUUAGAAACAAUAAAUUCUCUUAAUUUUCCAGCAAUUAGAUUUGUUUUAAUUUGGUCUAUUGACAUGAGUGAAUUUAGUCCAACUGUGUUGUUGAAUGAAUCAUCUGCAUCUGUUUUGCAGCAAAUAAGGCACUUAAUCCUGCAGGAAAAACAGGGAGCAGAAUCAUUUCUGUCCACAGUGGUAAAUAUCGCUUAUAACACUUGCUUUGUUUGAUUUGCCCCAGUUUGUGGUGCUCAACAUCACAAACUUUCCAUAUUUCUGCUUGUAGUUAUCUGCCUGUAACACUCCACUGGCCCUGACAUUGACUGUUAUGAACUAAGAAAAGAACAGAAAGGAACAGGAACAGGGAAAUCAAUAGGCUGCCCUGACAUGCCAUGUUCUGUAUGUGUGCUGCAUCUGUACAAUCAGUUCUGUCUCAGAAUUAUUUACUCUAUUAAAGAACAAAUUUAAACCUCUGUGGGACCAGAGAAGGAAGGAAUUCUCUCCAAAUGAUUGGACCAGAUUUUUUUGUAUUGUUUUGUGUUCUGCAGUUCAUACCGAAAGUGUUUGGAGUCAACUGUCCAGAUGUAUGGAGGUUGAAUUACAUUUAGUUGCUUCAGUUUCAUUGUCCUGGCUUAUUGGAUUGGACUUGAAUAGAACAAAGCCAUCAUUAAUAUAAUUAGUAACAUAUGUCUGAAGGUAAAAUGCCUACUUUGCUGGUGUUUUAAGUAUUCAGUGAGCUGAGCAUACUUGGUUAUAAGUAGUAAGGUAGUAGUUGUACUACCAAAUGCCAUAUUAAAAGAACUGGAUUGUUAUCAUUUGCAAGUAUUUAGUAGUUUUGUGCUGAACGUGUGUUGAAAACAGAGCAACUAAUGUGCACUCUGACUCCGCACAAUCUGUUGCCUUUGUGUAAUGUGAUCUGCAGCACAACCGAGAACCCUUUCUUCACACAUUUCCUAGCACUUACAUGUGCAUAUUGUUGGGAUUUCCCAAAAUGAACAAAAGUUAGUGGCUUAUGUAAUGGCUCUACAGAGUAAUAAUAGUACAGCAGACGGUAUAAACAUUCUGUUGAUGGUUGGCUGAGCGGCAGUCAAAGCUCGUUUUCUGCUUUGCCUGUUAUAGACGUUUUUCACAGCAGACAUUUUUAGCUUUGUAAAGCAUGUGGGUAAUUAAUGACAAAGACAAAUGUUGGCUGCUAAAAACAUCUAUUGUGGAGUUUUCCUGUUGCAGGAAUUGUGGUGUUGAUAGAAGAAGAAAGCAAGAAACUAAUAUAAGACACUCAGGAACGCAUCUCAUGUAUUUCCGCUUAGUCUCCUCCUCAUAUAAAGGAGCGAUCCUGACUCACAGCAGUAUGUAUAACUAUGCAUGUACCGAUCUACACAUAACGGCAUGGCAGACGUAACUGGAUGCCACAAGUGUCAGUCCAAGAUAGUGACCCAUGUACUGUACCUGUAAGUUGCCUACUUAAGCAGUUUGCUGAGAUGCCUCCGAACAUUUCAACCACUGGUUGCUGAUUUCUCUUACAGCUUUGGUGUAAUAUUUUGCAUGGGUUCCUUCAGUAUUUACAGAAUGCAUUGCCUAAUGUGCAUGUGUAUUAAGGUCCGUGUACUAAACGCUCAUCUAUAUCUGCAUACGAUACGCGCCUAUACUUGAUAGUUUCGACUGUGAGGAUGUAUUGCAUUCUGCUUAGCACACUGAUUAGGCCAUGUGACGCCACAGGCAAGGGUGAGGGUGCAGACUGGAAAUAGGAUAGCGGGUUGCAUUAAUUCAUGUCAGCACAGUGACACACAUGGAAUGACAAGGAAUACUCACAUCUCCCUUCCGUUACAAACAUGUACAUAGUUGCUGUUCUUUCACACUCACGCAUUAUUUUGGAAAUAAUUAUAGAUUGCUUCAUACGGGAAGCAUUUUAUAACAGGUGAAUAUCCUGAUUUUUAUUAAUAUAUUAGGUGGAUAAACUGAAUUUCUGUACUUUUUCACCCCCACGCUUACCACUCACCCCGUUUUUAGGCACAUGUAUGAAUGUGCUUUAACACACAGAGACAAAAGCAUCAGUUCUGCCUCCAACACAAAUCACCUCUGGGUAGAACAUACUGUGUAAAAGCUUAGAAGGACUCUCACUAAUGCUGUAUAACUGACACUAGCCAGAACAGCAUCAACCCACACCAUGGAACACCUAAAUGUAAAAUUUCCAGAAAAACUGUGAUGAUUUGCUUUCUUUCUGAGCAGAAGAUGAGAGGAAUGAGAGCACUCCUAUGUCAGUAUGCUGUAUGAAGCCAGCAGUCGAUUUGUUGAGAGGAGGAUAGAAAUGGGCUUAGUUUAAGUUUUCUCUAUUGAUUGAGCUUCUAAAAGAUUUACCUCUUGUAUCAAAAUUACAUAUUUAGAUUGAAAUGAAAAUGAGCUUUUCCUGUCUGAAAAUAGCUUAAAAGUAUAUCUACACCACUGCUUUCUCCAAAAUGUUGCUGCCUUUGUCUUUGCUAACGACUUCCUUUUUCUUAAAACACCGUAAAGCUAGUAUCCAAAAUGGCAAGUUGUCAUAUUGGAGUAAUUCAGUCACAUUCAUUCGAAAUAGAACCCAAUUCAGAGAAAGAAUAUGGACCAAUUUGUGCUUUCCACAUCCGUGAAUGCAGACCAAUCCAGACUUUGAAAGCAGACUGUAGUUCUGUUUGUUCUAUGAUGGUUCUGUGCCAGUCUGCACAGACGGUUCAUUGCCUUUCAUACUUAACACAGAAACACACAGGGGGAAAUUUGAACAGGAUAGAGUAGCUACAUGAGGCUGUUGCACUUUGUCAUUGAAUAUUCCUGACGUUGAUGGAAAACAUGUCCAAAUCAAAGCACCUCCAAAGUUUGGCAGCAACUACUUGUGAUUAAUUAAAAUUCUUGAUGAUUAACCAUAAAGGUGUAUAUGACCGACAAUCACCUCGUACAGUCUCUCCGCUAAAGAUGCAUUUGUUUUGGACACCAUUUGUUUCCCGGACAUUGUAGGUGGCAUGUUUGUAGUGUGUACAGUCUGCACAUGAAAGGUUUGCGUGGACCCUCAUGGAUUUUGGUGGAUGAUAAAAUUCACAUCAAGCGUACCUGGGAAGCAUGAAUUGGUCUCGAUGGUAAAGAAAGCCACAUCCUGCAAGUUGACAGAAUUGAUUCCUUUGGUUUGUUUUUGGCAGUUUCAAGGCAUCAAUGGUUUGCUAUUGGAUUAACUAUUUAUUUCACUCAUGAAAUGUCUUCUAGCCUAUAAAAAAAACACCAUAUGAAUGUGUUUAAAAGAAGUAGAUUUUCACCUGAGUGGGUCUUUAAUUUACACUUGUAAAAUCAAUCAUUUGUGGCUUAAGAACAGUUACUGUAUGUAGUAGAGUUUCCUGCAUAUCUACAACUCAUUUUAAGAUAUAACACGGUGGUGGUGGAUGAAGCCAGCUGUUUCCUUCUGGUGCUAGUAUUUAUUCGAAGUUGAGCUAAUUGGCUACAAUAGUCAAAUGGUCAGGUUGCGCACCACAUGGGUGCCUCCAAGCAGUUUCUGAAGGCAAAAAUGUCAACAACAACAGACAAAAAAAACACGAGUGCUAACAAUCUUCUCAUCUAACUCUCGGCAAGAAAUCUAAUUAAUAUAUUUUCCAACAUGUUAAGCUAUGGGUUUGAGACAGUAGAUAAGCAGGGAAGAUUGCUGUAGCGCUUGAGAGUGGAUAUUUGUUUUCUUCUCAUUGAGCGGCCAAGCUGAGGUAGUGGUCAGGAUCUGCCUGAGGACAGAGAUGCACUCAGCUGGCUACGGUCACAUCAGUAACACAGCUGUGACUCCGAGCCAGUUCAGUGAGUAGACGAGGAAACGCACACAGCCUUUGGAUCCAGAAGCUCCGGCAGCCCCGUUUCCUGCCUGUGGUUGUGUAAGUCAUAUUUUUUGCACCAUUGUGUGCAUCCACUGAGCUGAAGGCAAACUGGCCACUGCAAAAUGCCUGCAGAUGGGAGAUGUGACAUCAAGUAAGACUGGCUCUAACUGACCGUAAUAGCCCUCUGACACAUCUACUUACAAACAGGCUCACUCACACACAAACACAUACACAGAUAUACAAAAUUGGAAGAAAAUCCUUUAGUCAUGGAGCUGUGGAAUGACUUACACAAAAGUUAGAGAUGAGGGAUAUAUUCCAGUGACUGGUGCUUGGAAUCUGGGUGCCCGUGUUUCAGUUAUUUCAUGAAAAUGUCAUCAUUAAUCACUGCCACACAUGGAUGACAGCACUAAAUAACCGUCAGACGACUCCAACCACCCAUACAGCUGCACUGAGCUGGAGCACAGCAAGCACUGGAGCUGGAACAUAAAGGAACUGCUUCAACUUAUAUUAAGUUAAAUAUAUUUCUUAUGCUUACAUUUGUAAACAUAUAAACAGUGUAUAAUGAGCGCUCCUGUUUUCUACUGUCACUUAAUGAUUUGUCACUCUGAAGCACAGAAAGAGGGGAAAGACUAAGCAAAAUGCCUGAUUUUCUUCCCUUAUUUUCUCCAUUAUAGUAACAUUUUGUUGUCAUCGGAUGUUAUUUGUUAGCUCAGAUUCGCUGCAAAUUAAUGAAAUUGUUGUGUUCAAUCCUGUUAUAUACUGUACGUUUUCUAUUAGACUUGAUAUUGACAAGCUCUACUUGUCCCUCCUCUGGGAAAGUUGCAAUUGAUUGAUGGUAAAGAGUAAACCCCUGCCUCCAACUGGCAGAGGGAAGGAUGGUCCUACUGCUGUUCCAUAUCUGCACACAGGCUCAGGGGCCUGCCAACUCUGUAUCCUUCCCCAGCAAUAAAAGGUCAUUCCAGA